Messenger RNA from Rangifer tarandus platyrhynchus (Svalbard reindeer), 4308 nucleotides. The record is from the annotation of a GenBank genome assembly. Lineage: Eukaryota; Metazoa; Chordata; Mammalia; Artiodactyla; Cervidae.
AUGACUGAACUUGGGCUUGCAUCUACUCUCAUUGAAAUGCCUCUUAUAAAUCCACUGAUCAACAGAGAUCCUAUACAUCGGAUGGAGAGUUAUCUGGAUACCACUGUUGGAACCCAGUGUACUGCUGAUUAUUCACAAAUGAUGACUCAUCCCAAGAUAAAUACCAGAUGGUCUUCUUGCCCUCAAUACUGGGUACAACAAAUUAUAUUGGUGCAUGUUAACCCUGGGGAGACCCUCACCAUCAAGUCCGAUGAUGGGAGCAUUCAAAAUAUUCAAGGACCUGCUGAUGUACCUUUGAUGUCACCAAGUGGUACUUUACCACCAAUAUAUCUUCCUCCUGGUUACAUGUCUCAGGUGGUGGAAGUAAAUGGAAUUCGAAAAAUUAUCGUUGUGCCUCAGACAACCGACUACUACAAGACCAUGUCUGCUCCUAUACAACAAGUAUCACACUGCAUGGCACCAACUUUUAUGUAUCCACAAGCCACUCAACUGAUGUAUCCCACAUCUCAAGGGGAAUUUCUGCCACCUUACAUUCAAGAGCCUGUGCCACAGCAGCUGCCACCACCGCCACUGCUGCUACAGCCACGACUAUUGCCACCACCACCACCAUUGCCACUACCACCAUUGCCGCCACCACCACCAUUGCCACCACCACCACCACUGCCACCACCACCAGCAGCAUUUAUAUAUCAUGAGCAGCAUGAAACCUAUUCCCAUGGAAGAGUAAAUUAUAACCAACUUGAUGAAAGGACUGGUAAAAUGGAAGAACAUAUGAAGAAAGAAAUGCAAGAAAGACAGAUUGAUGGACACAAAAAUAGCUGUAUGAUUACCAACACCUCACUGCUUUUGAACCAAGCCAAUGAUUUUCCCAGUAUUCCUGGUACUCUGAACACUUACACUGUGGACUAUGCUCCAAACACCUGCACUGUUGACAGUACUUCAAACACCGACACUGUGGACAAUACUUCCAGCAACACUGUGGACAAUACUUCCAGCACUUACACUGUAGACAAUGUUCCAUGCACCUACACUACCAAAGACACUUUGAGUACCUGCACUGUGAACAAUACUCUGAACAUUUACACUGCUGACAAUACUCCCAGUACUCACACUGUUGACCACCCUCCAAGCACUUAUAUUACUGACAAUACUCCAUGGAAUUCUUCCAUUGACCAUGCUUCUAAUACUUCCACCACAGACACUGAUCUGCACCCUUCCACCAGUGAAAAUAGUGUUCAGAGCCCUUCCAGCACUAACCAUGCCUCCAAGACUUCCAUCUCUGACAGUACUCCCACACCACCACCUAUUGACAGUACUCCAAGCUCUUCCAUUCUUGACAGUGCUCCCAACCCUCCCAUCUCUGAAAGUGCUCCAAGUACUUCUGCCACCAAUGUUGCUCUCAAUACAGCCAAUGCGACCAGCACUUCCAACAUUGCUAGUGCUCACAUUGAAACUAGUCAUGGAAACAAAUGCAUCAAUCCAGGAAGUGAAGACAUCAAGUGGAAACCAGAUGGAAAACGAAGCAAGAGUCCAUCAUCAAAUACUGCAGAAAAAGAAUGCAGAACAGAACAUGGAAAGUCUUGCUGUUUCAGCAUUGAGAAACCUGUAGUUUCUGAUAUUCAGACAAGCUCUGCUGUUAUUUCAUGGAAGACACAUGGUUCUGAAAAAUGCAAUCAUACUAAAUCUCCUGUAACAUUUGAAUUAGCAAUAUCUAACAGUGGUAAAAAUGGAAAAUAUAUAAAUGUAUAUACUGGUGAUGAAUUUACAUUUACUCUACUUGAUCUACAGCCGUUCAUGGUCUAUUUUGUAAGAAUUACAACUGAAAGAGGCUCAGCACACAGAACUGUGUCUGAAGUGGUUAGCUUCACAACUUCAGGUUGCAAACCAGACCCUCCGCUUGCACCCAAACUGAUUAAUCGAUCCAAGAGCAGCCUGAAUUUACAGUGGAAAGGUUCCAAUGGUAAUGGUUCUAAAAUAAACAGCUUCUUUUUGGAAUGGGAUGAGGGCAAAGGUGAAGACUUCAAAAGUUGCUAUAUAGGUACCAUGAAACAGAACAAGAUCCUUAAACUGAAUGCUUCUACAAAAUAUUCAUUCAGAUUAGCUGCCAAAAAUAAGUUCGGCUUGAGUGAUUUCAGUGAAAUAGCAGUCUUCCAUACAUCAGGAACUGUGCCUCCAACACCUUCACCCCCUAAGCUGAAAGAAGCAGGAAUCUGUAAUUUGUCACUAGAAUGGUGUGCCCCAACUAACACAAAUCCAAAUGACAGUCUUACUUAUGUACUAGAAAUGGAGGAAGCAGGAUCUGGGUUGGGUUUUAAACCUGAAUACAAUGGAGAAUAUCUUUCAUGCACUAUAAGAAAUCUUCAGAGAAGUACCACAUACAAGUUCAGGAUCUUUGCCUGCAAUACAGAAGGAAGAAGCAACCCCAGUAGAGAAGUAAAAUAUGCUACCUGUCCAGAUAAGCCUGGAUCCCCUAAAAAACCAUAUAUAAAGGGAAAGAUCCAUGCACACAGAGUAAAAAUUGGAUGGGAACCACCCGAAGAUAAUGGUGGGACAAACAUUUCAAGUUACAGUUUAGAAGUUAGGGAGAAUUUGGAUGUGAAUUUCUGGAACAUAAUCUACAAUGGAACCACAAGGGAAUUUCUGUACAAUCACCUGCAACCUGGUACUACAUAUAAACUAAGAGUCUUUUGCACUUCACCUAUAGGCCAUAGCCAGCCUUCAGAUAUAUUGACUGUUCAGACACCUAAUCUUUCUCCUGCAUCUUGCUGUCCUCCACCCUUGAAUGGUAAAGUGCAGUCCAAAGAAACCAACAUCCAAUGCAACAAUUCUCCUACAAAAGGAAAGUCUGAAGUACUUAUAAAUGUCAAAAAGGCAAAUGGUAACCAAGAUGAUGCACAAGGGCACUCUGGCUCAGAAGUGAGAUGCACAUCUGGAUCUCAUUCAGUGACAUGUGAAACUGCUUCAGUCCCAAGCCCUCCUACUCAAUGUGGUAUACCUGUGCUAACCUGCAAGAGUCCAACCUGUGUUGUUGUUAGUUGGGAAGUUCCUGUAUGUAAUGUUGCUGAAAUCACUGAUUACAGACUAGAGUGGGGACAAACUGAAGAUUCGAUGCACUUGAUUUACACUGGCCCUUGUCUGAGCUAUGAAGUUAAAGGUCUCAUUCCUGCCACUACAUAUUUUUGCAGAGUUCAGGCUGUAAAUAUAGUUGGAGUUGGAAUGUUUGGAGAAACUGGUAUAGUAACCACACCAGCAACUAUACCAGCAGUAGUAACAGUGUUACAAGAAUUUGAAAACAAAGUUCCUGCCAAAUUGGCAUCAUCUUGCAUUGCUAUUCAAUGGGAGGAACCAGAUUGCCAUGGUUCUGCAAUCACCGGCUAUAACAUUGAAUAUGGAGACAGAAAAAUGUUGACUGUUAAUAGAGUAACAGAAUGUCUUCUGAAAAAUCUACAGCCUGAUACCACAUACAAAAUCAGAAUUCAAGCUAUCAAUCAUUAUGGACUAAGCCCUUUUAGCCAACCAAUAAGAACCAAAACCAAGCCACUGCCACCUGAGCCUCCACAACUUGACUGUGUGGCCUAUGGGCACCAGAGCCUCAAACUGAAAUGGGGUAACUCUUCAAGCAAAAGAUUACUUUCUAACCUUACAAGCUAUAAUUUAUUAAUGGGAGAUCAAUCUGACAGAUUUUCUAUUAUUUAUCAUGGACCUUGUCAGAGUCACAGGGUACAAAGAUUGAGUGAACACACGCAAUAUAAAUUUAAAAUCCAAGCAUGUAAUAAAGCUGGUGAGGGGCCACUGUCUGGUAUCUAUACUUUCACUACAACCAAAACCCCACCAGCCACACUUAAAGCACCUAAAUUGCACCAGUUGAAUAACAAUACUUGUGAGGUCAAAUGGGAAUCUUUGGAGCCAAUAAACGGAGAUUCCAUAGUUUACAGUCUUCAGCUCAUCAGUGGAAAAGGAACUGACCUGAUUUACAAAGGACCGAACACAUCAUUCUCCUUUUCCAACUUUCUCACAAAUUCACAUUACCGCUUCAAAGUCUGCGCUGGACGUCAAUAUCAGAAUUCUGCUGGGAUACAAGAGCUCUGGGGACAUUGUAGCCCGAGUGCUCUUUUCUCAACCUAUAAGCAACAGCCAGGGCCUGGCAAAGAUGUUAGAAGAAAAAGGGGAAGCAGCCCUAGUGAAGGGAAACAUGAAAAACUCAAGAUAGAGAUGAGUGAUGAUACCUUUGUUCUGAUCCUUGUGAUAGGAUUUGCACUAAUUGCCAUUCAAUGUGCUGCUAUGAUUCAGUACCUCCUUAUCAACUAA